AUGUCGCUCAUUGCACCCAAAAUGCGCGCGUCGAGCGCCACAAAAGCUCCCUCCCUCGCGCGCUCCCGCUCCAACGUCGCGGCCGCGAGUAGCUCCUUCCUAGAGGCUCGCUCCAGAGUAAAGGAGCACGCACGGAACAUCAGCAGAACAUCGUCUAAGAAUGCCUCUGUUGAACCAUCUAUUCACCGACCUGCCCCUGCGCCGAACUUUCAGCAGCUGCCUCCGAGAACACAAGUACCGGGGCCCACCGCGCCAACGCAGGCGCCUAAGGCAGCCCUCGACCACUCCUUCAUCGGCAUGUCUGGAGGCCAGAUCUUCCACGAGAUGAUGCUUCGACACGGUGUAAAGCACAUCUUCGGUUACCCAGGAGGCGCCAUUCUCCCGGUCUUCGACGCCAUCUACAACUCCCCGCACUUCGACUUCGUCCUUCCAAGACAUGAGCAGGGCGCAGGUCACAUGGCGGAGGGUUAUGCCCGCGUGUCCGGCAAGCCCGGGGUCGUUCUCGUUACCUCUGGCCCCGGAGCUACGAACGUCGUGACACCCAUGCAGGAUGCGUUGAGCGACGGCAUCCCUCUGGUUGUCUUCACUGGUCAGGUAGCGACGUCUGCCAUCGGUUCUGACGCCUUUCAAGAAGCAGACAUCGUCGGCAUCUCGCGCAGCUGCACGAAGUGGAAUAUCAUGGUGACAGACAUCGCCGAGCUACCGAGGCGCAUCAAUGAGGCGUUCAAGAUCGCCACCACCGGCCGUCCGGGUCCCGUUCUCGUUGACCUUCCCAAGGAUAUCACGGCCAGCAUUCUCCGCAACCCUCUGCCAUACAAGGCCACUACACCCGGAUCGCCGCUGGGCCUCCCGUCGAACCCCUUGCAGCAAGUGGAGGAGACUUGCGACAUCGCUCUGCUACAGCGCGCCGCGGACCUCAUCAACCAAUCCCGCCGGCCUAUCAUCUACGCCGGCAAUGGCGUCCUUUCGUCUCCGGAGGGACCGGAGCUGCUCCGCAAGCUGUCGCAGGACGGCAAUAUCCCCGUCACGACGACCCUUCAGGGGCUCGGUGCAUACGACGAGCAGGACCCCAAGUCACUGCAUAUGCUCGGGAUGCACGGCUCGGCGUACGCAAACCUUGCGAUGCAAGAAGCGGACGUGAUCAUUGCCCUAGGCGCGCGGUUUGACGACCGCGUAACGGGUAAGGUCGACACGUUUGCGCCCACUGCGCGCGCGGCUGCAAUUCAAGGCCGCGGCGGCAUCAUCCACUUCGAGAUCCAACCGAAGAACGUGAAUAAGGUUGUCGACGCAACCAUCCCCGUCCUCGGCGACGUCGUAGCAAACCUUGCCGGCCUUGUGCCGUACAUUCGCCACGCGCCGCGCGAGGAGUGGUUCGACGACAUCCGUCAGUGGAAGGAAAAGUACCCUUUCACCUACAUCAAGAGCGCAGAGGGUCGGCCGAUGAAGCCGCAGGAGGUCGUAGAGGAGCUUGACGCACAGACGCGGGAUUGCAAGGGUGACGUGGUUGUCACCACUGGUGUCGGCCAGCACCAGAUGUGGGCCGCACAGCAUUACAGGUGGACACACCCUCGGUCUAUGGUCACCUCGGGCGGUUUGGGCACCAUGGGCUUUGGCCUCCCGGCGGCUAUCGGCGCCAAGGUUGCCGCGCCGGAAAAAAUCGUUGUUGACAUUGAUGGCGAUGCCUCGUUCAGCAUGACCGCGAUGGAGCUCGCUACGGCGUCUCAGUACAGCAUCGGUGUGAAGGUGCUGAUCCUCAACAACGAGUUUCAGGGCAUGGUCCUGCAAUGGCAAGAUCUCUUCUACGAGAAGCGCUACUCGCAUACGCGCAUGACCAACCCUGACUUCGUGAAGCUCGCGAACGCGAUGGGCGUGCACGCCAUACGGUGUCACACCGCCGCGGAGCUACCGGAGAAAAUGAAAGAGUUCCUUGAAUACGACAACUCCAAGCCGGUCGUGAUGGAGUGCAUCGUCGAGCCCGGCGAGCACGUGUUCCCCAUGGUGCCCGCCGGCAAGGCUCUGCAUGAGCAGCUGCUGCACCCGAGCCUCGCCGCCGCUGCGACCACCAAAAAGGCGUAA
Molecule: messenger RNA, 2076 nt
Organism: Punctularia strigosozonata HHB-11173 SS5
Lineage: Eukaryota; Fungi; Basidiomycota; Agaricomycetes; Corticiales; Punctulariaceae
Product: acetolactate synthase
Exons: 3
Coding region: 1-2076 (691 amino acids)
Biological process (GO): L-valine biosynthetic process
Cellular component (GO): acetolactate synthase complex; mitochondrion
Molecular function (GO): thiamine pyrophosphate binding; acetolactate synthase activity; magnesium ion binding
Source: RefSeq, a predicted model, not a curated record